Pseudopodoces humilis (Tibetan ground-tit) is the source of this 1566-nucleotide messenger RNA. RefSeq names its product parathyroid hormone/parathyroid hormone-related peptide receptor-like. Gene Ontology annotation, molecular function: peptide hormone binding; parathyroid hormone receptor activity; G protein-coupled peptide receptor activity. Gene Ontology annotation, cellular component: plasma membrane. Gene Ontology annotation, biological process: cell surface receptor signaling pathway; adenylate cyclase-modulating G protein-coupled receptor signaling pathway. The record is from RefSeq and is a predicted model, not a curated record. Lineage: Eukaryota; Metazoa; Chordata; Aves; Passeriformes; Paridae.
AUGGAGGCAUCUGGCCCUGUGGCAGGUAUCAUGGUGACUCUCUGCUGCUGCCUCCUGAGCUCGGCGUGGGCUCUGGUCGAUCCCGAUGAUGUUCUCACGAAAGAAGAGCAGAUCUAUCUCCUGGUGGAGGCCAAGGAAAAGUGUCAGAGGGACAUAAAGGCCCAGCUGGAGAAGAUCAAAGACCCCAGCUGCCCUCCGGAGUGGGACGGGAUCAUCUGCUGGCCAAGGGGCUCCCCCAGCCAGGAGGUGUCAGUGCCUUGCCCCGACUACAUCUACGACUUCAACCACAAAGGUCACGCCUACAGGUACUGCAGUGCCUAUGGCACCUGGGCCAUGGCUCUCAGCAUCAACAAGACCUGGGCCAACUACACCGAGUGUGCCCUGCUCUUCUCCUCCGAGAGCCGGAGCCGCCAGAAGGAGGUGUUUGACCGCCUGCACCUCAUGUACACCGUGGGCUAUUCCAUCUCCCUGGCCUCGCUCAUUGUCGCUGUCUGCAUCCUCUCCUACUUCAAGCGCCUGCACUGCACACGGAACUACAUCCACGUCCACCUCUUCACCUCCUUCAUCUGCCGGGCCCUCAGCAUCUUCGUGAAGGACAUGGUGCUCUACUCAGGCACAGCGCCCAGCGACACCAACAGGAUGCGGGAGGACGAUUUCAGGGGUCCUUUGCCAGGACAACAGGGCCACCUGGUUGGCUGCAAGGUGGUGGUGACUCUCUUCCUCUAUUUUCUGGCCACCAACCACUACUGGAUCCUGGUAGAAGGUCUCUACCUGCACAGCCUGAUAUUCAUGGCCUUCCUCUCCAACAAGAACUACUUGUGGGUCCUCAUCAUCAUUGGCUGGGGUCUUCCUGCUGUGUUUGUGUCUGUCUGGGCCAGCGUCAGGGCCUCACUGGCGGAUACACAGUGCUGGGACCUCAGUGCAGGGAACAUGAAGUGGAUUUAUCAGGUCCCCAUCCUGGCUGCUGUCGUGGUGAACUUCUUCCUCUUCCUCAACAUCGUCCGGGUAUUGGCCUCCAAGCUCUGGGAGACCACCAUGGGCAAGCUGGAUCUCCGGCAGCAGUACAGGCAACUGCUCAAGUCCACGCUGGUGCUGAUGCCGCUUUUCGGAGUCCACUACGUGGUGUUCAUGGCCAUGCCCUACACCGAGGUCUCCGGGCUCCUGUGGCAGAUCCAGAUGCAUUAUGAGAUGCUCUUUAACUCCUCCCAGGGUUUCUUUGUGGCUUUUAUCUACUGCUUUUGCAAUGGGGAGGUGCAGGCUGAGAUCAAGAAAGCUCAUUUCCGGAGGCUCCAGGCGCUGGACUUGGGGCAGCGGGCGCGCCCCGGGAGCUCCCAGAGCUGCAGCACGAGCCUGGCGGGGCGGGGAGCGGGGGGCACCCGGGGGCUGCUGCUCCCGGCCCGGCCGCGCCUGCCCGGGUACAUCCCCAGCUCCGGCACCUCGGACCAGCUCCUGCCCUGCCCCGGCCAGGAACCGAGCCAGAAACCCCGGGGGGAAAACACGGUGGAUCUGACAGGCCUGGCUCAGUGUCACCCCAAGCCCAACAAGGAGCUGGAGACGAUGCUGUGA